AAAUUCUUAGCUUUGACAUAAAAGCUGGUGUGAGAGCAGCAAGAUUGCAGUACUGCUCUGGCUUGCGAUGGCUUCGCCCAAACCCCAGCUUGGAGACCUGAUUGAGAUUUUCCGCCCUCCCAUCAGUCACUGGGCUAUCUACGUUGGCAGCGGAUAUGUGGUCCACCUGGUACCCACAGGUGGAAUCUCGGGAGAUGGUGAAUCUGGUAUCAAGCUUGCAGUGGCCGACAGGGCCAUAGUAAAGAAAGAGCGGCUGUGUGACGUGGUUGGGAAAGAUCUGUACAGGGUCAACAACAAGCACGAUAACAAGUACAAGCCACUCCCUCCCAGCAAAAUCGUCCAGCAGGCGGAGAAGCUGGUGGGCCAGGUGAUGAGCUACAGUGUGACCAGCCAGAACUGCGAGCAUUUUGUCAACGAGCUGCGCUAUGGGGUCCCCCGCAGCGACCAGGCCAGACGUUUUGCAGCAAUCACCAUGGCACUGGGUGUGAUAGCCGUAUUCGCUGGAGCCGUAUUCUCAAGAAACUAGCAAAAUCAAUGACCCGAAGGGAGUGUCUUGUCAGCAGUGGCAUUAGACAUUCAGGGAGUCUUGUUUUGCUAGACAGUUUUGAGAGAAUUAAUAGGUAGGUUGAUAGGCAGUCCAAGGCCCCUUUAAGGAGGAAGUAAACUUUCCUUCUUUUUCAUAUUCUUUUGCCUUAGUCUCAUAGGCCCUGUGAGCUCUGAUAUGUCUUGCUGAAGGACAUGCUUAUUUUAAAGUUCUGUGUUAAUUUGCAACAAUCUAUUUCAUUUCAAAACUGGCCUUUUUAGCAUAAUAUAUCUUACUCCUGGGUAUGGUUUUCUCAGAUUCUGUGUCUCUAUGUUAGUCAUUAAAAUUGUAACAAAUGUUG
Capra hircus (goat) is the source of this 884-nucleotide messenger RNA. RefSeq names its product HRAS-like suppressor 3. The transcript is spliced from 4 exons. Gene Ontology annotation, biological process: N-acylphosphatidylethanolamine metabolic process. The coding region runs from base 68 to 526 and encodes 152 amino acids. Gene Ontology annotation, molecular function: glycerophospholipid phospholipase A1 activity; A2-type glycerophospholipase activity. Gene Ontology annotation, cellular component: cytoplasm. Lineage: Eukaryota; Metazoa; Chordata; Mammalia; Artiodactyla; Bovidae. The record is from RefSeq and is a predicted model, not a curated record.